AUGCAUCUGCAUAUUUUGGGUAUUUGUGGCACCUUUAUGGGGUCUUUAGCGCUUUUAGCACGUGAUCUUGGCCACACAGUGACGGGUUCGGAUCUAAACGUUUAUCCUCCCAUGUCGACCCAACUCGAAAAUGCAGGCAUUACCUUAAUGCAAGGUUAUGACCGCAGUCAUUUGCAACCGCAUCCUGAUUUGGUCAUCGUCGGCAAUGCGAUGAAACGCGGGAUUGAUGCAGUUGAAUACAUGCUCAAUGAAGGCUUGCCGUAUAUUUCAGGCCCACAAUUUUUGGCCGAUCAUGUGCUCCAAGGCAAACACGUACUUGGCGUAGCAGGAACCCAUGGUAAAACCACCACCACCACCAUGUUGGCUUGGGUAUUGGAUCAGGCAGGUUUAGAGCCGGGUUUCCUAAUUGGCGGUGUACCUUUAGGUUUCUCUGAAAGUGCGCGUUUAGGUGCUGGCAAGUACUUCUGUGUCGAAGCCGAUGAAUAUGAUUCUGCCUUUUUCGACAAACGUUCGAAGUUCGUGCAUUACCACCCAAAAACAGCCAUUUUAAAUAACCUUGAAUUUGACCAUGCCGAUAUUUUUGAUGAUCUAGCAGCGAUUCAAAAACAAUUCCAUCACUUGGUUCGUACCAUUCCAAGUGAGGGUCGUAUCAUUGCUCCAAUUACUGAAAGCAAUAUUGAUGAAGUUUUAGAGCAGGGCUGUUGGACACCUGUGGUUCGUACCUCUUUAGAGGCCCACGACAAGUCUGAAUUGUAUGCCGAACAACUCAGUGCUGAUGGUUCACACUUUAAAGUACUCCAACACGGCGUGGUGAAAGGCACGGUGCAAUGGAACAUGACAGGGCAGCACAGCGUAGCCAAUGCUUUGGCGACUAUCGCUGCGGCUGAACACGUUGGCGUGAGCAUUGAAACAGCGUGCGCAGCACUGUCUAACUUUGGUGGUGUGAAGCGCCGUAUGGAGCUUUUAGGCACGGUACGUGGCGUUGAAGUGUAUGAUGACUUUGCCCAUCACCCAACCGCAAUUGAUACUACGCUAGAAGGCGCACGUAAGCGUUUAGGCGAACGUAAGUUGUGGGCAAUUAUUGAGCCUCGUUCAAAUACCAUGCGCAUGGGAAGCCAUAAAGAUGGACUUGCGCACUCUGCGCGUUUGGCCGAUGAAGUGAUUUGGUAUCAACCAGAAGGUUUGGACUGGGACUUGCAACCUGUCAUUGCGGCUGCACCCAACAAGGCCGUGGUCGCACGUACAUUAGAUGACAUUAUCCAUACCAUCGUCAGUGAAGCAGGCGAGGGCGAUGCUGUCGUGAUCAUGUCCAAUGGUGGCUUUGGUGGUUUACACCAAAAAUUGAUCAGUGCCUUAAACGCAGAAUAA
This is a messenger RNA of Notodromas monacha, 1368 nucleotides long. The record is from the annotation of a GenBank genome assembly. Lineage: Eukaryota; Metazoa; Arthropoda; Ostracoda; Podocopida; Cyprididae.